AUGGUCCGCCUCAAGAACCGUUACCUUCUUCUGGACAUCCUCUAUCCAGACCAAUCGACAUGGCCAUCCUCCAAAUCCCCGUCCUCAACAGGCCCCCAAGCCACCCAACUAGCCAUCCAUUCCCCAACCUCCAACGCGCUGACUCCAGGCCUCCUUGCUAAGAUGGUGCGCGAGGAAGUCGGUGAGAUGUAUGGAGACUGGGGCGUUGGCAAGCUCGGCGGUGCCUCGGCAUCUGGAAUUCACGUCAAGUACCUCUCCCCCGCCACAUCCACAGCCAUCAUCCGCUGUCCGCGCGCAUCAUUCCGUCUCGUUUGGUCUGCGCUCACCUAUAUGUCCCACGUGCCCGCCAUCACAGAGCCAGGUCCAGGCACGGCACAGCGACGUCCCAACGGUGGUCGUGAGCGGCCGUGCGUGUUCCGCGUCCUACGCGUAUCGGGGACAAUGCGGAAAGCAGAAGAGGAAGCCAUCCGCCGCGCGCGGAGAGAGAUCGUGCGCGUGCGGGGCAUGGAAGAGAAAGGCGUAUUAGGCGAUUUGAUCAGUGGGAAAGAGACCGUUUCGGUCAUGGAUAGUGUGAUGGACGAAAGUGAGGAUGAGGGCAUGCCCACCGAUGACGAAGCUUGA
This is a messenger RNA of Penicillium macrosclerotiorum, 621 nucleotides long. RefSeq names its product Rpp14/Pop5 family protein. Gene Ontology annotation, molecular function: ribonuclease P RNA binding. The transcript has 2 exons. Gene Ontology annotation, cellular component: ribonuclease P complex. The record is from RefSeq and is a predicted model, not a curated record. NCBI's taxonomy places the organism in Eukaryota, Fungi, Ascomycota, Eurotiomycetes, Eurotiales, Aspergillaceae. Gene Ontology annotation, biological process: tRNA 5'-leader removal. Bases 1 to 621 code for a protein of 206 amino acids.